Molecule: messenger RNA, 330 nt
Organism: Strongyloides ratti
Lineage: Eukaryota; Metazoa; Nematoda; Chromadorea; Rhabditida; Strongyloididae
Exons: 2
Coding region: 1-330 (109 amino acids)
Biological process (GO): protein demethylation; regulation of transcription by RNA polymerase II
Molecular function (GO): transcription coregulator activity; histone demethylase activity
Source: RefSeq, a predicted model, not a curated record
AUGGUUGCUUAUGAUGGAAAGCCAUUUACCAAAGAACUUCUUCUGUCGGAUAAUAUUGUUAAUAUGAACUUAAUUAAUUUUGCUGGUGAUAACACACAAAUUGGAGAACAAUUAGUUAUUCCAUUUACAUGGAAUUAUCUUACAGUAUCUGCAAAAGGAUCAUACACCGACUUUCAAAUUGGUUUUGGUGGCUCCUGUAUCUGGAUCAGCAUAAUUUUUGGAAAGAAAACACGUUGGCUCAUACCACCAACUGAUUAUAAUAUUAGUGUUUAUGAAUUAUAUUUAAAAGAUUCAUCGGUUCAAUUUGAUUAUAUGCUCACCAUUUUUUAA